Vanessa atalanta (red admiral) is the source of this 11149-nucleotide messenger RNA. It is a transcript of the gene LanA, whose product is annotated as laminin subunit alpha. NCBI's taxonomy places the organism in Eukaryota, Metazoa, Arthropoda, Insecta, Lepidoptera, Nymphalidae. Bases 12 to 11090 code for a protein of 3692 amino acids. The transcript has 62 exons. Gene Ontology annotation, biological process: cell adhesion. The record is from RefSeq and is a predicted model, not a curated record.
GCACGCGCAACAUGGCGCGUGUUGUCGCGCUCCUUUUAUUAUACACAAGCAUCGCGCGCGCAGAAAUUUUAGCACCCCCAUACUUUAACUUGGAACUUGGUAAGAAGAUUACUGCUACUGCGACAUGUGGUGACGAGGGACCUGAACUAUACUGCAAAUUAGUUGGCGCCAAUGCUGAUCACGAUGAACGUGUCAUCCAAGGACAGGUCUGCGAUUUCUGCGAUAGUACAAAUGAAGCAAAGAAGCACCCGCCAGAAUAUGCCGUCGAUGGUAUGGAGACGUGGUGGCAGAGUCCGCCUCUGUCUAGAGGCAUGAAGUACAAUGAAAUCAACUUGACCAUCGAUCUCGGUCAGGAAUUUCACGUGGCUUAUGUAUUCGUGCGUAUGGGUAACUCUCCUCGACCUGGUGUAUGGUCACUUGAAAAAUCUACCGAUUAUGGGAAAACGUUCAAACCGUGGCAGCACUUUUCUGAUUCUCCACAAGACUGUGAAAGAUAUUUUGAAAAAGAAAGUCUUCAACCCAUUACAAAAGACGAUUCUGUCAUAUGUAGUACGGAAUAUUCUAAAAUAGUACCAUUAGAAGGAGGAGAAAUACCUAUUUCACUGUUGAACAACCGCCCAUCGGCCAAUAAGUAUUUUAAUUCAUCGGUGCUACAAGAAUGGACAAGAGCAACCAAUGUCAGAUUACGUUUGCUACGGACAAAAAAUUUACUCGGCCAUCUCAUGUCGGUGGCAAGACAGGAUCCCACAGUUACGAGACGGUACUUCUACAGUAUUAAAGAUAUAAGUAUCGGUGGUCGCUGCAUGUGUAAUGGUCAUGCAGACACAUGUGACCCAGCAGACCCUGAAAGUGAAACCACAAUUUUGGUGUGUCGUUGCCAACACAAUACAUGUGGACCUCAAUGUGCUGCUUGCUGUCCAGGAUUCGAACAGAAGAAGUGGAGAAUAUCCCAAAACUGGGACAGAUUCGCCUGCGAACCAUGUAACUGCCAUAAUCAUACUACGGAGUGUGAAUACGACGCGGACGUUGAUGCGAAAGGUCUGUCUCUCGACAUUCAUGGAAAUUAUGAGGGUGGAGGCGUUUGUAAGAACUGCCAACAUAAUACCGAAGGUAUUAACUGUAACAAGUGCCAAGCAACAUUCUACAGGCCUUAUGGCAAGCGCUGGGAUGAACUAGAUGUCUGUCAACCCUGCAAUUGUGACCUCCACUACUCAACGGGUAAUUGUGAAGAAGAGACUGGUCGGUGUGAAUGUAGACGUGAGUUCAACCCACCAAAUUGCGAUUCCUGCUCAUAUGGCUAUUUCGACUAUCCUGACUGUAAGCCCUGCACUUGCAAUCUAAACGGUACAGAAGGGCAACACUGCAUUCCAACUGAUGGAAUGUGUCCCUGUAAAUACAAUUAUGCAGGAAAAUCGUGUGAGAUAUGCGCUGAUGGCUAUUACUCGCCGGAAUGUAAAAACUGCGAAUGUAAUUCCGUCGGUUCAGUAUCACAAGUGUGUGAUAAAAAUAGCGGCAAUUGUACAUGCAAAAGCAAAUAUAGUGGAAGAACUUGUAAUCAAUGCGAGGCCGGAUAUUACAACUAUCCAACGUGCAAACAUUGUAAUUGCGACACCAGUGGUACACAACCUAACAUCUGCGACGAUGUCAAUGGACAAUGCAUUUGCAAACCAGGAUUUGGGGGCCCGCGAUGUGAUCAAUGUAUCGCAGGAUACUACAUGGAAGUCCGAGGUCGAGAAAGAUCAUGUGUACCUUGCAACUGCUCUCCAACGGGUUCGACUUCAACGAGUUGCUCCGCUGACGGAAAAUGCAAUUGUCUUGUUAACUUCGGUGGCAAGCAAUGCGAUCAAUGCUCACCAGGAUACUACAAAUUCCCAGAAUGUUUACCCUGCAACUGUGACGAAUCUGGUACCAUCGGUUCAACAUGUGACGACAAUGGCCAAUGUCACUGCAAACCUAACUUCGAUGGAGUUAACUGUGAUAAGUGCAGAGAACAGUUCUAUAACUACCCAGCCUGUGAAGAGUGCAACUGUGAUCCGAGGGGUGUUGUGGCUUCUUUUGCUGGUUGUGGAUCCGUACCAGCUGGAGAACUUUGUCAAUGUAAGGCUCGUGUCCAAGGCAGGAUUUGUAAUGACUGCAAACCACUUUUCUGGAAUCUACAAGAUUACAACCCACAAGGAUGUCAAGAAUGUAGCUGCAACCUUGCCGGCACCCUCGGCGGUCUCGGUGCUUGUAAUACCCGUGACGGACAGUGCACGUGUAAAAUGCACGUUGGCGAAAAACAGUGUAACCAGUGCCAAGACGGUUUUUACAAUUUAGAAACAUACAAUCAAUUUGGAUGCACAGCCUGCGAUUGUGAUAUCGGCGGUUCGAUAGACAACAACUGUGACAAAGGCACCGGCCAGUGCCGUUGUCACUCACGCGUGGAGGGUCGGCGCUGCGACCGCCCGAUCCCUGCUCACUACUUCCCGACCCUGCACCAGUUUCAGUACGAAGUGGAAGAAGGACUAACGCAGUCCGGUCCUGUCAGAUAUAGAAAUUCUGAAGACGUCUUCCCUGGAUACUCUUGGAAAGGAUAUGUUGUAUUUUCUCUGCUACAGAAUGAAGUUAUCAACGUCGUUCAUAUCGGAAAAUCUUCUUUGUAUCGUAUGGUAUUGAAAUACGCAAAUCCACUCCGAGAUCCAGUCACAGCAACUAUUGUUAUCACACCGGAGAGUGUAGUCGAAACGCAACAAAGAUUCAACGUGUAUUUGAGGCCAACCAUUCAACCACAACUUAUAACAGUUUUAGUGGAAAAAGGUAAUGCGCCUGCGCCUUUCGUCAUGAACGCUGGAAACUGGACUGUCACUAUUAAAACUACUAAAGAAAUUAUGAUUGAUUACUUCGUUCUCAUACCUGAAGCUUAUUAUGAGGCCACGGUAUUAACAAAACUAGUAGACAAACCAUGUGUUAUCGGUGACAAGAACUUGUGCAGGCAUUUCGCGUAUCCCAGUGUUGAUGGACGACCUACAACAAACGUAUCAAAAAUGGUAUCAGCGGUCACCGAGUUUAUAAACGAUCCUGAGCAAUUAAAAGAAUACAACGCAGGUCCAAACGAUAUACCAAUAAUCAAUCAAAGCGAACAAAACGAACUAGAAUACAACAUGAAAAUAGAUCCCAGUGGAUCUUAUGUUCUCGUAAUUGAAUACGUCACGCCGAUCAAUAGAACGGCAUUGAAAAUAAGUGAAACCAGCUCCGACCCUUCAGGUGGAAUUUAUAAUCUGUUUCCGAGAGGAGUAGUUGUUAUAAGAUUUCAGUCUGGAGACAGCUCUGAAUCAUUCGCCUUGGCUAAUCUUAAUGACUGUCCGUAUACUGCACCCUGCAGGCAAGUAGUCGUCGAUGACUUGUCAAAGAUCUUCACUUUCCACGUUCAAGAUCCUAAUAAUGUCGUAUAUGUUAACGGAGAUACGAGCACACUGGCUGGUAUAAAGUCAAUAAUUGCAAUUCCUGAAUCUGAAUGGCAUUUGGACUACAUCACGCCGCGCCCAUACUGCUUAAGACGAGACGGACGCUGCAUUCCCGCUGUAUUCCCUACCGCUGUGGACUCUAAGAAGGUUGAAAUAGAAACGGGUACUGGAGGAAAUCGCGACAUAAGACCACCAAUCCUUGACAACUCUACGAUAGUUGUAUACCUCGCUCCAGACUUCGAACCAAUCAAAAUAGAAUCCAAGGUACCUUCAUCUGGAGACUAUAUGUUCGUCGUGCACUAUUACCAACCAAAUCAUCCUAAAAGCAGUAUUAACAUUAACCUAACGGCUGAUGGUCAACAGUACGAGACCUCUAUACCAAUUGAACAUUGCCCUUCAAAUUCUGGAUGUAGAGCUUUGAUAACACAGGCAGACGGAAAUACACAGUUUGCCGUGAACGAAAACUUCACGAUUGUAUUCAAGGGAGACACUAGCAAAGGCCUAUGGCUGGAUUACGUUCUUGUUGUUGCAAAAUCAGACUUUGUAGACUCGGCCUUAACCGAAGCUAAUAGGGUUGAUUACACUCGGGAGUUUAUCGAUAAAUGUGCUGUCAACCAUUACUACAUAAAUUCUAAUGAGACCGGCUUCUGUCGCGACGCAAUGUUCUCCAUCACUUCUGAAUAUAACAGUGGUGCGUUAGGCUGCUUCUGCGAUUUCAUGGGAUCUACGGAACUCGAAUGUAAUACCUUCGGAGGACAGUGUCCAUGCAAAGAAAACGUUAUCGGCAGAACAUGUACGGCCUGCCGAACAGGAUACUAUGGCUUCCCUAAUUGCAGACCCUGCCAUUGUCCAAUAACUGCAAUUUGCGAUGAAAAUGGGGAAUGUAUAUGUCCAAAGAACGUGGAAGGUGAGAACUGCGAUCGCUGCAAACCUUACACGUUCAACUUUGACGUUCAACGCGGUUGUGAUGACUGCAACUGUAACCCACUGGGAGUGAUUGACAAUGAGUUGCAAUGUGAAGCCGAUAGUGGCAACUGUCUGUGUAAAGAAAAUGUCAUAGGUCGUGUUUGUGAUCAUUGCGUUCCCGGCCAUUACGCCUUUCCUGACUGUCUACAAUGUACUUGCGACCUUGAUGGUAGCACUGACGAUGUUUGCGACCAAAACACAGCUCAGUGCUACUGUAAAAAACAUGUCAGAGGCCAGGCUUGCAAUGUCUGCAAAGAUGAAUAUUUCAAUCUUCAACCAGACAAUCCUGACGGUUGUACGAAGUGUCAUUGCUUUGGCAAAACCACGAGAUGUAGUAGUUCAUACUUGUCUUGGGCUGAGAUUAACGGUAUGAACGAAUGGUACCUUGUUAAUGUUGAGGCUAAUCGCACAUUAAACAUUUUCCCCAUCACUGUGCCUCCUACAGUGUUAAAUGAUUCAGUCAUCGGAGCAGAUCUAGCAAGCAACGAUGAUGGUGCGCAGAAAGUCGUGUACUUUGGCGCACCUGAUUAUUAUUUAGGAAAACGUCUUACGUCAUACGGGGGUUACCUUACCUACUCCAUCUUUUAUACCACUCAAGAAGGCGGCCAUGCGAUUGAUGCAGCUGACGUUAUCAUUGGAGGAGCUAAUGGAUACAUUGUUCAUAAUAGCAUUGAACAGCCACCAGCGCUCGAGAAUUGGAUACACAGUGUUAGGUUAUCAGAAGAUGAAUUCAAUAAUUUAGACGGAUCUGCAGUUACCAGAGAUCAGCUUAUGAAUGUUUUGGUCAACAUAACAAGCAUUUAUAUAAGAGCUACAUAUUGGCAUGAAGCCGUUACGACAAGAUUAAUAGCAGUAACUUUGGAUGUCGGGGUCGAAGAAUAUGCAGAGGGUGACCGAAGAGCUUCUUCAGUGGAGGAAUGUCAUUGUCCAAAGGCUUAUAGAGGACUUUCAUGUGAACAAUGUGCUGAAGGUUAUUACAGACUCAGUUCAGGUCCUCACGCCGGAUUUUGUGUACCUUGCCAAUGUAAUGGACACUCGAAAGAAUGUGAUGUUAACACCGGAAUUUGUUUGGAAUGUACUGAUAACACAAUGGGUGACCAUUGCGAACAAUGUAUUCUCGGAUACCACGGCGAUGCGACGGUCGGCACACCCAGAGAUUGUUUGAUUUGUGCUUGCCCAAUACCCUACGCUUCCAACAAUUUUGCAGUGGGAUGCGACCUUAGUGGGAAUGGAUCACUCAUAUCUUGCGUUUGCAAACCGGGAUACGAUGGAGCCAGGUGUGAAUACUGCACAGCCGGCUAUUAUGGCAUUCCAGAAGAAAUCGGUGACUACUGUAAGCCUUGCAACUGCUCUGGGAAUAUAAACACGAACGACCCCGGCUCCUGUGACAGCAUCACUGGUGACUGUCUUAAGUGCGUAAACAAUACGGCUGGAGCUGCUUGUAACCUAUGCGCACCCGGCUUUUUCGGAGACGCUAUCUUCUCUAAGAACUGUACAGCUUGCGUCUGUGACGAAUACGGAAUGGAACGAUGUGAUCCUGCAACGGGUACAUGCGUCUGCCGGCCAGGUGUUAUUGGUGAGAAAUGCGAUCGCUGCGCUCCCAACCACUACGGGUUAAGCAGCGGUCAAGGAUGCACUCCUUGCGAUUGUGGCAUCGCUUCAGAGUCCACUCAGUGUGACGAUAAUACUGGACAUUGCAGAUGUGCAAAAGGAGUGACUGGAAAGCACUGCGAUCAAUGUGCUGCUGGAUAUUGGAACUACACCAAGGAAGGAUGUGAUCACUGUAAUUGCAACAAAGGGUAUUCAGUUGGGUUCAUGUGCAACGCCACAGGACAGUGUGAAUGUCUUCCUGGAGUGAUUGGUGAAAAAUGUGAUCGCUGUCCAGAAAGAUGGGUUUUAAUACCACAAGAAGGAUGCCUAGAAUGUGAUUCUUGCACAGAUGCCCUUAUCUUUACUGUACAGGACCUAAACGAUUUAUUGAGCACCGAAACUCUAGAUUUUAAGGAUAAAGCAGAUACAUUCUUUACGACUCAAAGACUCAACUAUAUUUCCAAUCAAACUGAACUACUGAAACCCAAAGUAGCAGAAUUAAAGAAUGUAGAUCUAGAUGAAGUUACGGCGGCGGUGAAAGGAUUGGAAACGAGUGCUAAAAAUCUUUUGCGAUCGGCUGAGUUUGCAGCAACCGAUAGUGACAAGCAAAUUGUAAGAGCUGCAGAUUUAACUAGUACUGCUGACGAAGUCCUCGGUUCAGUGCGAGAAAAUGGGCAAAAAGCUAAAGAUAUAGUAUCUCACGUUUCGGAACUUGCUACAGGUCUUGAACUAAGUCAGCAACCUAAAGUAGAUAGCGCGUUACAAGAAGCUAGACAAAUUAAAAGUGAUAUAGCUGAAAAAGAUUUGAAACCCAAAGAACAACUAGCAUUUAAUGCUUACACAAAUGCAACCGAACAAAUAGAAAGAAUGAACAUUUUCGUGCAACCUGUGAUUCAACAGAUAAAGAGAUUCGAGUCUAUUAUGAACGAUACCCAUGAAUUGAAAAAGAAACUCAAUGAAAUGCUCGAAUACACUACUUUUGCUCAACAUACUGCUACGGAAGCUGAAAAACUAAACACAAACAAUAGGAAGUCUAAAUUCGGAAACAAAGUUUCAUCGGUUACCAAAUUAAAUGGCGCUGCUAUGAAAGAUUUAAUUGAUGCUGCUAUUGAUAUCAAUAACGCAACAUUUUUCACUUCAAAAGUAGACGCUAUUACAAAAGAUGCUGUCAAUGUUCUAAAUGAGAUAAAUGCCGUUAACGAUGAAACGGAAAAAAGUUUAAUGACUAUUGCAGAAACAUUGCCGAAUUUAAGCAAUUUAACCGAUGAAGCACUAGCCCAUGCAAGCAAUUUGAGAAAUAGAGCUGAUAGUUUGAGAGCGUUAGCUGAACGAGAAAAUAAUAACACCCGAACUAAGGAUGCAUACAGUGCAGCAUCUGCUUAUUCAUCUAUAGUUCAAGAAAUUGGGGACGCUAAAAAGGCUAGUGACGAAGCCGAAGCAGCAGUCGCAAACAUCUCUAAUGUUAAUACGUUGCUUAAUAACCGUGUAUCGCCAGCACGGGACCGAUCCCUCGCUCUUUCGGAGCGUGCUACUUUAGCUCUAGCAAAUGUAGAACAAAAACUACGACCGAAUCUGACACAAGCUGAUAUAGCAUUAAGAAAUGCAACGUCUACACUUGGCUAUGCUGAUGAUGAGAAUAAUGCCAUACUAUUAUCACUGCCAAACGCCCCACAAACAUCACUUGAAAAAGAGACAGAAAAAGCCGAUAAAGUUUCUGAAACAGUAAAAUCAACAAUAGAUAUUAUGUCUAAUCUUGGAAACGACUUAGCAUCCAGCAAAGAAUGGGCACAGACUUUACCAAAAUUGGCUGACGAUGCCCAGAAAAUGACUUCUAACAUUGAAAACUUGUUAAAUAACAUCGGUGAAAUGGAUCCAAUGAUAUCAACCACUUAUCAGACUGUUAAAAUGAAACAACUGAAUCUUGAAAACCGUCGCCAAGAAGCGGAUGAAAAACUUCAGAAACUUAGGUCUCUUAUUGAGCAAGCGCGUACUGUAGCUAAUCGUAUACCAGUAGGUGUUACUUUCGACCGUCGAUCGACUCUUCAGCCUCGUCUACCCGAAACUGUAGAUGAAAUGUCAACUUCUACGCACGUAUCCGCGUACUUCAGAACAAAAGAAAACAACGGAUUCAUUUUAUACUUAGGAAACCCGAAAGACACCAUGCUCAGAAGAACUAAAUCGGACGACUUUAUGGUGUUGGGAGUACAAAAUGGUUAUCCGUACUUGGUAAUGGAUAUCGGUGACAGUGCCGAAUCUGGUCGUGAACCAGCCCGAAUAGGUAGCGAAAAGUUCGUUGCUGAUAACAGAUGGUACCAAGUUAUUGUUGAUAGAGUGGGGCGCAAUGUUAAGUUAUCAAUACGCGAAAGUCUUGACAACGGUACUGAUAAAAUCCAUGACAAAGAAGCUGUAUUACCAGGACAACAUACUAUAUUUAAUUUGGAUCGAGAAAAAUCAAAACUUUAUGUUGGAGGAGUACCAUCAGACGCCAAAUUGCAGGGUAUUAGUUUUCCAGCAUUCGAAGGUCAAAUUGAGGAACUAAUGAUAGGCGACACCCCCGUUGGACUGUGGAACUUUGUUAAUGCUGCCAAUUUAAAGGGAGCUAGACAAAGAGACAAGUUAAUAUCAUCACAAUCGGGUCCUCAAGAAUAUCGAUUUAAUGGGCGUUCUCACGUUAUAAUGCCAGGCCGAGGAUACCUUGGAUCUCAGAAAAAUCAAGUUUUACUAUUCUUUAGGACAUAUGCUCCAGAUGGUCUGAUAUAUUUGGUAGGAGAAGAUAAACAUUUCUUCUCAAUACAAAUGCAAGAUGGUCAUGUCUAUCUACAGGUUUCACUCGGCAAUCCAGAUGAUAUGGUUAUUAUUGGUACUACGAAAACAUACAAUGAUGGUAAAUGGCAUAGACUCGACGCUGGCAGAUAUUUCACUUCAUGUUCCCUUAGAGUUGACAAUGAAAUAAUAAAAAUGGUAUCGACGUCAGACGUUAAAGAAAUUACUGCAUUAGACACAAUGAACUUUGGAGGAAACAACAAGGACAUUAUACAUGUGACCAAUAAAGGUUUUGACGGAUGUAUUAGACAAAUUAGUAUAGAUGGUGUUAAUAUAGAUUUGAGUGAAAAUGUUGAAUCAGUUGGAAUAGCUUAUGGAUGUCAGUUUGCAUCACUCGUUUCUUUGUCGGGAGAAAACAGUUACCUUCGCUUCGUAGAUAUAACUACGGAGAACCUACAAUUGACGCUGAAGUUCAAAACGUCCAGUGCAGACGGUUUGCUCUUUGUGUAUGUGAGUCGAACUGUAACCAUGGCCAGGGCGGAUAGUAUAUCCCUUUCCCUCAUCAGAGGAACUCUGGUCCUCAUGAGUCAACGUGAAACCCUCGACACGGGACUGAGCACGUACAAUGAUUCACAGUGGCAUGUGGUCACUGUAACCCACAGUAGUAAAGCUUUAAGACUCGUCGUGGAUGAUUUCGACUACUUUAGUACGGAUUCAGCUCCAGCGCCACUCCAUAUAUUAGAUGGGGUCCUGUUUGUGGGUGGGCUACAACCUGGCUACGUUGUUGGUGGUAAGGUGGGGUCCAAGGUGCCGUUCAAAGGAUGCAUCGCAGAUGCUACCAUUAACGGAAGAGUUUUGAACCUACUAGAACCCUUCGGUAACUACAGCGUUACUUUUGGGCGUUGUGGGAAAACUACCACGACAGGAGGCGUGCCCCCAGACGUCGGAGCGUGGCCGGCCCCAACACAAGGUGAUGUUCUUCCAACGCCAAGCCUUAUUGACCCUGUACAAGAAGUCACCACAAAAAUAGAUGCACCAUUGAUAUACGCACCGGGGCCAACUGUAACUACACCAGAGACGACUGCCGCGAGUGAACCACCUACAAUCCAAACAACGACUAAGUCACCGUUUGUUUCCUCCACUACAACAAGACCAUCAACCACUUCACGGCUACCACCGCCACUUCCUGAAUCUGGAUGUGCACUCGCAUACGACCCACAAUACAGUAUUGGCGAUCCUACUGAAGGAUACAGAUUUGGAACGAAAAACGACAGUCGCAUAGAGUAUUCGAAGUUGCCAGGUCGGCAACUGGAGGGCUUCGACCUCACAAUAACUCUGCGCACCUUCGACGAACACGGUGGGCUGGUGUUCUAUGCGGCAGCAGAGCGCGCGCCUGGACAGUUCCUAGCCGUCUAUAUGAAGGAGGCUAAGCUUCAUUUCACUUUCAAUUGCGGCGGUGAAACUGGCUUGGUAGUAUCGACUCAAACCUACAACGACACAGAGUGGCACACAGCAACACUCGUGAGGAACGGUGGUCACGGCAAGCUAACAGUCGAUGGUGAACGGAUAGGGGAAACAAGUGUCACGUGUGACGCACCCGCAGUACUAACUCCUCCGUACUACUACGGUGGCUUACGAAACAUCAGCAACAUUAUAAGCCAAAACCUAAUGGAAUUCUAUCAGCCAUUUAAGGGCUGUCUUAAAGGGCUUAUGAUGAACGGACAAUAUGUAACCGACAUUUUGUACAGAGUUAACUCACUUCGAUGCACUGACAACGUGGAAAGCGGAGUUUACUUCGGCCCCUCUAACAAUGUUCACAGUAAUUAUUUGAAACUCCUUGAGAACUUCAAGGUGGGCUACGAAAUUUCCAUAACCAUGGAGAUAAAGCCGCGCAACUCGACUGGACUUUUGUUAAGUGUACACGGAAAGAGAGAUUUCAUGAUAUUGGAGCUCUUGGAGAACGAAGUUGUAGCCAAUGUCGAAAACGGCAAGGGUCCAUUCCACGCCAGUUACAAGCUUGGCAACAAAUUUUCACUUUGUGAUGGAAACUGGCACAGGAUACAUGCGAUCAAGUCCCGGCACGUGGUCUCCGUGGGAGUAGAUGGUCACUUCUCAGACCCUUGUCUCGGACAGUCCGGGUCGACGGACACUCGAUCCGCUCUAUACAUCGGAGGACACGAACGAUCUAUAUCCAGAGUUAAAGGAGUCCGCUCCAGGCGUGGAUUCACAGGCUGCAUCAGAAAUAUAGUCAUAAAGGAAGUUCCUGUACAAAUACCGCUCUCAGCGGCACGUAGGAACACACACAUCGGCGUAUGCCCCAAUGAUUAAAUGCAUUAAAAUGUGUAUGUAAUAGUAAUAAACAUGUCACAAAUUUUUAUUUUAUAUCA